Molecule: messenger RNA, 1646 nt
Organism: Neofelis nebulosa (Clouded leopard)
Lineage: Eukaryota; Metazoa; Chordata; Mammalia; Carnivora; Felidae
Gene: STX18
Product: syntaxin 18
Exons: 12
Coding region: 92-1168 (358 amino acids)
Biological process (GO): intracellular protein transport; retrograde vesicle-mediated transport, Golgi to endoplasmic reticulum
Cellular component (GO): SNARE complex; endoplasmic reticulum; membrane
Molecular function (GO): SNAP receptor activity
Source: RefSeq, a predicted model, not a curated record
ACGAGUCCCCCGGCGGCCGGGAGGGCGCACGCCGCCGUCGCAAACUGCUGACGUGGGCCGGCCGGGAAGGGGGUCGGGGGUGUGGGUCGCCAUGGCGGUGGAUAUCACGCUGCUGUUCCGGGCCAGCGUCAAGACCGUGAAGACGCGCAACAAAGCCCUGGGAGUGGCGGUGGGCGGCGGGGCUGACGGCAGCCGCGACGAGCUGUUCCGCCGGAGCCCCCGGCCCAAGAGCGACUUCUCCAGCCGGGCGCGGGAAGUGGUAAUGUCACCUGAGAUGGCUUGUGGCGUGGUGGCUUUGAGCAUGGACUCUGGGCUCCCCUACCUACUGAUUUCACACAUUGGCAAACUGAGAGAUUUUCUCCUGGAACACAGGAAAGAUUACAUUAAUGCUUAUAGCCACAUCAUGUCUGAGUACGGGAGGAUGACAGACACAGAGCGAGACCAGAUAGACCAGGACGCUCAGACGUUCAUGAGGACCUGCUCUGAAGCGAUUCAGCAACUGCGAACACAAGCCCACAAGGAGGUACACUCCCAGCAAGUGAAGGAGCACAGGAGUGCCGUUUUGGAUUUCACUGAAGAUUACUUGAAAAGAGUUUGUAAACUUUACUCAGAACAAAGAGCCAUCCGAGUUAAGCGAGUGGUGGAUAAGAAGAGACUAUCUAAGCUGGAACCGGAACCAAGGACAAAGACCAGGGAAUCCGUGUCUUCUGAGAAAGUUUCACGGAAUCCUUCACAAGACUCUGAAGAAAAAUCUGUCACUGAAGAAUAUCCAGAAAAGGUUCCGGCUGAAUCCCAACCCGAAUUGGGCACGUGGGGAGACGGCAAAGGUGAAGACGAAUUAUCCCCAGAAGAAAUACAGAUGUUUGAACAAGAGAACCAGCGCCUAAUUGGUGAGAUGAACAGCCUGUUCGAUGAAGUGAGGCAAAUCGAAGGGAGAGUGGUUGAAAUUUCCAGGCUCCAAGAGAUAUUCACAGAGAAGGUUUUACAACAGGAAGCCGAGAUCGACAGCAUUCACCAGUUAGUUGUAGGGGCAACUGAGAAUAUCAAGGAGGGCAACGAAGACAUCAGAGAGGCCAUCAAAAACAACGCCGGCUUCCGAGUGUGGGUGCUCUUCUUCCUGGUGAUGUGCUCCUUCUCCUUGCUCUUCCUGGACUGGUACGACAGCUAGUCUGCCCUGCUCGCUCCUGGCGCAUGGGGCGCUGUCGAGGGUCUCCGGCAUCGGACCAUGGCUGUGCCCAGAUCCUACCAUGUUGGGGGGAGGGGGCGGUGGCAGAGCUAUGUGCUCCCACAAAAGGGACACCCAGACCUGUGGUCUUAGCCCGUUUAAUAGCUGAAAAAGAAACUAAUGAACACAAACUGACAGUGGACUGUGUGGCACUCCUGAGGCAGGGUGGAAGGGUCGUUACUGGCUGCACCCAAACUGGCGGCCGACGUGGAGGGGCUGCCCGGAGGCGGGGCUCAGGGAGGCACCGACCUGGCCCUUCCAGUGGCUUAGGGAAGAGUGCUGGGUGAUAACUUCUCACGGCAAGUGACCAUCACUUAAGUUUCCUGUGGCUUCUUGUCUGCCUGAGCCAAGUGCUACAGAGUCGCUACGUUGUAGAAAACUCGCCUUUGCCUCACAAAUACAAUAAAUGCAACUACGGUUA